GAAGAGGAGAAAAUGCAAGGCUACCAGAGGAAUUUCGACGAUCAGCAAAAGGAACACAGGGAGGAUGAAACGAUAGUGGUGGACCUUAUACCACCGCAGUAUCAACUCAGCCCCCCGCACAGUCCGCCGCCAGGGAAUAUACCAAAAACUCCGGAAAAAGGCACGUCGCCGUCACAACAACAACAGGCGUUAUCGUCAGUAGAUCAGAACAUAAGAAGGUACAGGACAGCGUUUACCAGGGAACAAUUGUCGCGUUUGGAGAAAGAGUUUCACAGAGAGAACUACGUAAGCAGACCAAGGCGAUGCGAAUUGGCUGCACAAUUACAGCUGCCGGAAUCGACGAUCAAGGUUUGGUUCCAGAAUCGUCGUAUGAAAGACAAACGCCAGAGGAUGGCAAUGGCAUGGCCGUAUGCGAUGUACACAGACCCGACGCUGGCGGCCACCCUGCUGGCUGCGGCGACGGCGAGUUUGCCGCCGUCACCGUACCACCCUGGAACACCAGGUUUACCACCGACCCAUCUGGCGCCCGGUUACCCAGCGGCCGCAGCUGCCGCCUACUACGCGGUCAGGUACACGCCAUAUUCGGGCGCUAACCCGACGACGAACACCGCGUCCCUUCAUCGGCCGCAUCCGCGCGCAGCGACUGCGUAUCCGGCGCAUCCCCAUCUCCUGCAACCUCACCCCACGUUGCAACCCCUGCAUCUGUCAAGCCUGGGCGUAUCUACGGUCGGGAACACCGCCUUCCCACAGGUGAACAGCCCACCCGUAACCCCGGCGAGCUCCUACCGACCAACGAUGCUCCCGGAGCUGAGCCCGGCUCAGUCGGACACAUCGAGCGAUUGCGACUGCGUCGCGACGCAGCCCCAUCAGCAGCCACAUCACCACCACCACACCUGCCAGCCACAUCAACGGAUACACGAGAAGAGCCCGACACCUAACAGCGCGCAAUCGGGCAACCUAGCCAACGGGAUCAGCAUCGCUGGCCUCUCUGGCAAUAUCCAGAGCAUAGAGCCGUUCGACAGCAGUACCUCGUACGGCGCGAUCGUCACCGCGCCGACGAAAGAGGCACCGAAGUUGUUUCAACCGUAUAAGAACGAUAUAUCGGAAAGGGCGUAAAGCAGAAGAGAAGAAAAAGAAGAAAAAGAAAAAUUCAAACCAAGACAUUUAAAGUGAGAAAUUAAUUGAAGAUCGAUCGUGGACGACCGAUCGUCAAGAACGCUAAUUAUAGCGUUAUCGAGGAUAAUGCAUUCGAUGGGAUUCGUUGUGUUAUAGUACCAGUAUUAUGACUAGAUACUUGUCACCG
Messenger RNA from Frieseomelitta varia, 1303 nucleotides. RefSeq names its product segmentation protein even-skipped. NCBI's taxonomy places the organism in Eukaryota, Metazoa, Arthropoda, Insecta, Hymenoptera, Apidae. Gene Ontology annotation, molecular function: DNA-binding transcription factor activity, RNA polymerase II-specific; RNA polymerase II cis-regulatory region sequence-specific DNA binding. The coding region runs from base 13 to 1116 and encodes 367 amino acids. Gene Ontology annotation, biological process: regulation of transcription by RNA polymerase II. The record is from RefSeq and is a predicted model, not a curated record. Gene Ontology annotation, cellular component: nucleus. The transcript is spliced from 3 exons.